This is a messenger RNA of Daphnia magna, 3118 nucleotides long. Its product is annotated as E3 ubiquitin-protein ligase ZNF598. Gene Ontology annotation, biological process: rescue of stalled cytosolic ribosome; protein ubiquitination. The transcript has 7 exons. Lineage: Eukaryota; Metazoa; Arthropoda; Branchiopoda; Diplostraca; Daphniidae. Gene Ontology annotation, molecular function: ribosome binding; ubiquitin protein ligase activity. Bases 222 to 2906 code for a protein of 894 amino acids. The record is from RefSeq and is a predicted model, not a curated record.
UUUACACCAUGAUAAUUGGCUAUUUCUGGCAACGUCGCAGGCUACAAGUAAAUUUUCUGAGUGGAAGCACUGCUGGAAAGAGCCUUAGGAUCAGUCAAGCCGAAAGAAUCUUAGUAAGAAAGAAAAAGGAAUUAAUUGACAAAUCUAAACCAACAUUUCUACCAUAUGAAUAAGUGUCAAAUUCCAUAAGUUAAUAGAUCCGAAAAUCUUUUGGUUUUGAAAUGACUUCACCAAUUAAAAAACGUGAAAAAACAUCAGACAACAGCGAAAAUACAUGCUGUCCCGUUUGUUUUAAAGAUGUCGAAAUAUUUUCAAUAGGAAUAUGUGAUCAUCCAAUUUGCCAUGAGUGUUCUACUCGCAUGCGAGUUUUGUGCAAAGAAGAUGCUUGUCCUAUUUGUCGCCAAGAGUUAACUAAAGUAUGGAUUUUUCUUUAUUCUUUUUCUUUGAGAAAAUCUGGAUAUGACAAGCCAUGUUACCAUUUUCAGGUUGCUUUUGUGAAGGAGGCAAAACCAUUUCAGCUUCUUAUGCUAAACUUAUACCCCAUGGACAAAGUAACUAGGAUUCACUUUGAAAACCUGUUUCUACGAGAAACUUUUGAAAAAUUACUCAUUCAUGUUUGCUACACCUGCCCAUCAAAGCCUACUUUUGCAAAUUUUCAAAUGCUUAAAGACCAUUUGAGGAAAGAACAUGAAUUGUUUUUCUGUGAUCUUUGCAUAGAAAACUUGAAAAUCUUUAGCCAGGAAAGAAGAGCCUACACAAGGCAAGAGUUGGCAUUGCACCGAAGGAAAGGGGACCCAGACAACACGUCUCACAGAGGCCAUCCUCUAUGUAACUUUUGUGAUCAAAGAUAUGUUGAUGCUGAUGAACUCUUUCGACAUUUAAGAAGAGAUCACUAUUUUUGUCACUUCUGUGAUGCUGAUGGAUUGAACCAAUAUUAUUGUAACUAUGAAGAUUUGCGAAAACAUUUUCGUGACGCACAUUUCCUGUGUGAAGAAGGCGAAUGCAAAGAAGAGAAGUUCACGUGUGUAUUUCGCACCGAAAUAGAUAUCCGCGCCCACAAAGCUCAGACACAUAGUCAAUCUAUGGGAAAAGCUGCCAUUAAACAAGCACGGACGUUGGAGCUGGAGUUUACGCUGGCUCCGCGUUUAGGGGAAAGCAAAGGGAGAACCAGGCGUCUGAUUCAAUCAAGGGCAUCAGAUAAGCAGGAUUCAGAAAGCUCUAAGGUUGCCGAUCAGCAAGCUUGCCGGUCAACCGGUACAUUCUCCACGGCCAGCGCUGACAUUGGAAAUCCUGAAGAAUUCCCGAGUUUAUCAACUGGGUCAGGUUCUGUCAUGAACACCCGCAACAAUGGUUCCGAUUCCUUGGCACAGAAAUUGGCAAAAGGCAAUCGCUUCAAUGUGAAAAACAUAGUAGGAGCUCAGGAUCAUGAUGAGUUUCCAUCCCUCGUUGCUGAAGGUUUACCAUCUGAAAGGCAGAUGUUGUUGCUUGAUGAGAAAAAGCCAAGAGAAAAAGCAUCCAGUAUCAAGCAUUCAGUUCGUCUUCAUGGACAGGAUGCUGCAAGCAACGAUUCCGUAACGAAUGGGAAGGUGACAGCGAGAGUUUCACGUGUUAGUACUUCUGCAAAUAUUCAUGUCCAAUCUAGUCGCGGCUUACGUCUUGAAAAUUUUCCUUCCCUAACCGUAACAGCUCCUCAAUCAUCAGAGGAGCCAGCCUUGAAGCAUGGAUGGAUUAAAAAAAAUCUUCCGAAAUCGAACAAUCUAACGUCGAUCAGUAGCGUUUCCAAAGGUAGGAAUCUGCCACCGUCCCCUGAAGAAUAUCCUGAGCUGGUUCCUUCUUCCUCUCAUGAUGCAUCCGACUCAAGUGUAUGGACAACUUUAAAAGAAAAAGUGUCAAGCUCGAAUGGAAUAAACGCUGGUGUUGCAGCCAGGGUCGAGUCGUUAUCGGAGCUAUCCAAAGUCAAAUGCAAAAAGAAAAAAAAUCCAUCGAAAGGCACCCAAGGAAAUCAAAUUUUACAACCUCGUCCGUUUUCCUGUGAAACGAAGAAAAAGGACUCCGAAAUUCGACUUGAUGGCCUUCAACAUCAUCCCGAUGAGAUCCCCAAAACAUCCCGAGGCCGAAAAAUUAAAUUAGAGAUGACGGACAAUAUUGGCACGUUCGAUGGAAACAAUUGCAUUGGAAGUAAAGUUAACAUAAUUAAGCCGAAACCAAAUUCGAUUGAAUUUGAAAAUAACGGAGCCCGACCAAAAAUUAAAGCUAAUCCAAUCAAUUUGCGUUCUUCCGAGUUCCCUGCACUUGGUAUGUCCUCUGCACCUGUGACUUCUAUCUUCGAUAGGAAUCCUCACGACUUUACGCAGUUGACACGUGUGAAAAAAGAGGCAACGGCAAAAUCAACUUUGACAAAUAGUAAUGCUCAACAUUUCCCACCGUCUCCAAACGUAAACCAUGCGUUUUUGCAGCCUCCUGAUUUUAGCGCACGUAACCAACAACUGAUAGCAACAGUCAUGGACUUACUAUGCAACCAGAGAACGAAAAUUGAAAAAUUUCGCACUAUAUCUACUGAGUUUCGAAGCGGCCAACUUGACUCCAAAGAAUAUUAUAUGAACUGUCUGGAGGUAAUGGGAGAAGAUUGCUUUUUGGCUUUGUUCCCAGAACUGGUUUGCCUUUUACCAGAUAUCGUGAAACAACAGGAACUCAUCAGAGUUCAUCGGUCGGACACCAAAUUCAAGGGGGGCAUAACAAAGACUGAGCCGUACGUCAUUUGUGCCACCUGUGGUCAGGUGCUGUCACCUUCGGAUUUGAAGCAUCAUUUAGCAAACCAUAAUUUGGAGACGCAUUUUCCCUCACUGGGUACAUCUCCUGAGCCUGACCUGGCGUGGAACAAGCGAUUUUCGUGCAGAGAAAGAUGAUCAGAGUAUCGGGCGGUGAGUUAGUGAAUAAAAACUUCGAAGUUAAAAUAAUAAAAAUAUAAAAAGGAUAUAAAGUAAACAAAACCUUAAGACAUUUGAAUUUUUAUUUUCCGGCAUUCUUCAUUCAAUAUUUCAGAUUCAAUAUUUCAGAGGUGGUUGUUCUCUUUUUAUAUGUGGUUUGAAUACAUAAAAAGUGUAUUUUCCGCAAGGAA